Molecule: messenger RNA, 450 nt
Organism: Cyphellophora attinorum
Lineage: Eukaryota; Fungi; Ascomycota; Eurotiomycetes; Chaetothyriales; Cyphellophoraceae
Exons: 1
Coding region: 1-450 (149 amino acids)
Source: RefSeq, a predicted model, not a curated record
AUGAAGCCCAGCACUCGGCUCUCCCUAGCCCCUCGUGCCUAUCUCUUCACAGCUCGCCGCGCCCUCGCAACAUCCACCCGUCUACGCAAAGAAUUUGCCAACCCAUUUACCAGUCCUGCGCCGCCACGACUCCCGCAAGAAGACCAGAAAGUCUUCGAAGAGCUCGUACAACAGUCCACAGGCGCCUUCUCCUCUCCACGCAGUCCGCCCAAGAUCAACCAGUCUCCCGACUCGUCACCAUCAGAAGCUGCGGCUGCGCAAGGCACGAUUGCCGCGCGGGCACAGAAUAUCGCCAACUCCGAGAUGGGCGCCGCCGCUGCUCAAGCCGCGGAGUCGAGCAAGGCUCAUUCCAAGAUGCGUUCAAGCGGGAGAUCAACGCACGAGGCAAAGGCGAGGAAUUACACCCGAACGUGCGACGAGGUGCGCCACCUGAAUUCGAAGGCGAUGUGA